This is a messenger RNA of Hypanus sabinus (Atlantic stingray), 1603 nucleotides long. RefSeq names its product tumor protein D52 (gene tpd52). The record is from RefSeq and is a predicted model, not a curated record. Gene Ontology annotation, cellular component: mitochondrial small ribosomal subunit; cytoplasm. Lineage: Eukaryota; Metazoa; Chordata; Chondrichthyes; Myliobatiformes; Dasyatidae. The transcript has 6 exons. The coding region runs from base 153 to 710 and encodes 185 amino acids. Gene Ontology annotation, biological process: B cell differentiation.
ACGGAGGUGUGGGGCUGAACCGAGUCCAGGAGGGAGGAGGGGUAUCGCUGUCAGUGGAGGCAAGAGGGAGUGCGCGCUGCAGGGUCGGCCCGCUAGCUGGAAUAGUUCCACAUUUCCUUCGUUACCCGUGCUCGUGAAGAAACAAGGGAGGGAUGGAUUCUUCCAACGAAGGACUGCUGCAAAGUGAUCCAGCACCCGAAGUGGGGGAAGAUGCAGCAGCAACUGCUGACUUGCGAGGUGGAUUGACGGAUGAAGAUAGAGAAGAACUGACCAAUGAACUUGCUAAGGUGGAGGAAGAAAUCCAAACACUUUCUCAAGUCCUUGCAGCUAAGGAGAAACAUGUUGCUGAGUUAAAGAAGAAGCUAGGAUUGACUCCACUACAUGAACUUAAACAGAAUUUGUCAAAAAGUUGGUUAGAUGUGCAAUCCUCCGUGGCAUUCAAGAAGACAUCUGAAACCCUUGCUCAAGCUAGUCAAAAAGCAUCUUCUGCAUUUACUAAUUUUGGUUCUGCCAUUACCAAAAAGUUUGAAGAUGUUAGAAAUUCACCGACUUUCAAAUCAUUUGAAGAUAGAGUCGAAAACUUAAAGUCUAAGGUUGCAGGCAACAAGGAAGGUGGUGGUGACUUUGGGAACAUUCUAAACUCUGCAGCAAAUGCAAGUGCCACAGAGCCCAUCACAGAAGAGGCAUCUGAUGUUCAAGAACCUCGUUAAUGCAGUAUUAAGUCCAACUCUCCUUUUUUUUACUCGUUGCAAAUAAUGGCAUUCUUCCAUCCACUUGUGCCCUUGUCUCAUAAUAUUGCGUUUUGUAUUUAACAGUUCACAAGGUCUGUGUGGCCCAAGGUUACUGUACUUUAAAAUUGCCCCAAUUGCAAAAAUUGUUGUUUUAGAUGGGACACUUUUUGAUAGAAAUAUUCUUAAGACUUGAAUGGUGAUUCAUUCCAAAGCCAUGUCUCACUUAAUACCACAGCGAAACCAUCUUGAUAUAUGGAAUAUUAAAUUGCAAUUGUUUUUCUGGGUGGGGGACUAUUUUGAAAUGUCCAGUACGAAUUGAUAACCAGCAAACCCAUAUUAUGGCUUAGCUUAAAAAUGAUGGUGUGCAUUUUAGUAUUAAUUGUCUAUUAAAGACAUUUGGAAGAUCUUUCUUGCUUCUGGAAGGUCUUAUUUGUUCCAUUUCAGCAUUGUAAAAUACAUUUGUAGGAGAAUACCAAAAAUUAGAAGUUAAUUGUGACACUCUUCAGACAUGGAAUUCUUCAAAUCUUCUGGCUACUUUUAAAAUCCUGUGCAGCUGGUUUCAUGUUAAAUACAUGGCAAAGUAUUUUCUUGUAGAAGGAAGGUGGUUAGCAAAUGUAUGUUUCUCAGUUUAGUGCACGUUGACAGUUGAGAAUCAGAGUUUUGGGUCUGAAUGUUAAAGACCAAAUGAAUGAAUGGCAUUGAUUUAAAGAUGUCAUGUUACUGCAUAUUUGAAAAUAUUUGAGGUUAAGAGUUCAGUGUUAUAAAUUGUAAAAUGGUAAUUUUUUGUUCAAACUAGAUGAAAUACUGUACAGUCAUAAAUAUCUUGGUGUGCUCUGUAACAAAGCAACACUUAAUAAAGAUUAGUAGAAGUG